This is a messenger RNA of Lasiodiplodia theobromae, 1065 nucleotides long. RefSeq lists its product as uncharacterized. NCBI's taxonomy places the organism in Eukaryota, Fungi, Ascomycota, Dothideomycetes, Botryosphaeriales, Botryosphaeriaceae. The transcript has 2 exons. The record is from RefSeq and is a predicted model, not a curated record. The coding region runs from base 1 to 1065 and encodes 354 amino acids.
AUGUCGUCCACCAAGCAAGCUCUGCCUUCCAGCCCGGCCGACGGCCAUCCUGGAAACGACAUGGAUUCGCAGCCUUGGGUCACGACGCGUGGAAAGCGUCGUAACGGCGUGGCAAACUCGCAGCGCAGUGCAGAAAACACCUUCCGUGCGCAGUCGGCUUGUGUGUCCAAUCCAUUCUCCGUCCUCGCAAACCUUGACGACGAGGAGAACGAUGAGGAGGACGUUUCUGGCGGCGAGGGCACUGCGCCCGCUCCUCUUCCUAGCCGCUCCGCAAGUCCCACCUCUGUUGCCGCUCCGGCCGUCGCUGAAGACGUUUCAACUCUUACCUCAAAGCCAGAGCUCUCCAUCGAGGUUGUCCCGCACGUCGCUUUCCAGCCUGAAGCUGUUGCCGAAGACGAUGCCACCAGUACUUGGCAGCCACUGCCUGUUACCGAAGAGGAUCUCGCCACCGUGUGGCAGCCAGAGGCUUUUGCUGACGACGCUUCUACCGUUGCCUCACUCUCCGAGUCUUCUGUCAGCUCUGUACCUCCUCAGCAAGCUUCCUCCGAUGAGCUUCGCCCGCGCUACAAGAGCAAGAAGCUCCACAUGCGCGACCUCACUCCUUGUCGCAUCGUCUUCGUGUUGAACCCGGACGACGAGACAUCUUGGCGCGGUCACCCAGGCCUGAUCCUCGCAGUGGACGGUACCAAGGCCCACGUCAUCACCCUCACGACCUGGAAGAACAAGACGGCUGUGCAGAAGUGGGCCGGCUCCUCGAAUCCCGCCAAGUUCCGCGAAUGGUUCAUCCUGCUGGACGACGGCCGCACAGCCGGCCACGACGGCCUUCCCGUUAUGAUGUUGCGCCGCAACAAGACGAUGCCCAAGAUCUGCUACGUCGACUGCAAGCGCACCCACUGGCUCGACAUCUCCGAGUUGGAGAAGUUCAGGGCCCCGGGCGGAGACAUGGACUUCUUUGUCACCAAGGAGAGCAAUAGGGCACUGAAGAAGCACCUGGCGUACCUCAAGACGGUCGACACUCCGUGGGUCAAUGAAGAAGGCGUCGCGGAGCCAUGGGGAUGCGGCUAA